Molecule: messenger RNA, 1679 nt
Organism: Sceloporus undulatus (fence lizard)
Lineage: Eukaryota; Metazoa; Chordata; Lepidosauria; Squamata; Phrynosomatidae
Product: vomeronasal type-2 receptor 26-like
Exons: 2
Coding region: 51-1013 (320 amino acids)
Biological process (GO): G protein-coupled receptor signaling pathway
Cellular component (GO): membrane
Molecular function (GO): G protein-coupled receptor activity
Source: RefSeq, a predicted model, not a curated record
CCACAUGUGUUGAGAGCUGUAGCCCUGGUUUCACCAGGAUUGUCCAGCCAAUGGAGCAAAUUUGUUGCUAUGGAUGUGUUCAUUGCCCUGAAGGGGGAAUUUCACCUUAUGCUGACACAGAUCAAUGUGAGAAAUGCCCAGAAGAACAGUAUCCCAACAAAAACCAGACUCGGUGUAUUCCGAAAACUGUGACCUACCUAUCAUACAGUGAACCCUUGGGAGCAACUUUGGCUGGCUGUGCCACUUUGUUUUUCACCAUCACUGUUCUAGUGGCCUGGAUUUUCAUUCACCACCGACAUACUCCUCUUGUCAAAGCCAACAACUGGAACAUUACAUGUGUCUUGCUUGCCUCACUUUUACUUUGCCUUUUGUCCUCCUUCCUUUUCAUUGGAAGACCUGGGAAAGUGUCCUGCCUUCUGCGACAAACCAUGUUUGGCAUCAUCUUCUCAACUGCUGUUUCAUCUGUCUUGGGCAAAACCAUUACUGUGGUUUUGGCUUUCAUGGCCACCAAGCCAGGAAACAGAAUGAGGAAAUGGGUUGGAAAUAGACUGGGACUAUCUAUUGUUGUUCUGUGUUCCCUAAUUCAAAGUGGGAUCUGUGUUAUAUGGCUGACAACAUGUCCUCCCUUCCCAGAGCUUGACAUGCACUCCCAGAUCAGUGAGAUCAUAGUACAAUGCAAUGAAGGCUCAGAUGUCAUGUUCUAUAUUGUCCUGGGCUACAUGGGUCUUCUGGCCAUCACCAGCUUCACGGUGGCUUUCUUUGCCAGGAAGUUGCCCGAUAGUUUCAAUGAAGCCAAGCUGAUCACCUUCAGCAUGUUGGUGUUUUGUAUUGUUUGGGUUUCUUUUGUCCCUUCCUACCUAAGUACCAAAGGGAAAUACAUGGUGGCUGUGGAGAUCUUAUCCAUCUUGGCUUCCAGUCUUGGUUUACUGGGUUGCAUCUUCUUCCCCAAAACCUACCUUAUAAUCCUGAGACCUGAACUAAACAGCAGAGAGCAACUAGUAAGAAAAAAAUGAGGAUGAUCUUCACCUUUAUUUCUUAAUAUUCCUUGGCCCACUUUCCAUUGCUGUAUUCCUGUCUUGGAGGUUUAGGCCCACUGCAGAAUUAAAGCAGCAUGACACCACUUUAACUUCCAUGACUCUAUCUUUCCGACUUGACCAAACUCAGAACCAAUGUGCAUCAAAGAGUCCAGUGUAUUGAAACAACAGAGAACUUUACUGAAUGGUCAUAGUCAGAAAUUCACCAGUAGGCAUUUAAACCAGAACUGCCCCCCCAACAGCCAAGCAAUAUAUAAAAAACCCAGAAAUCCAAACUCUACCUGAACUCCAUUCGGCCCCAAAACUAGCAUCCACCUCCAAUUCCCAUUGCUUCUUCCCCCCUACUAGCCAAUCCCCCUUCUCAACCUUCUCACCAACUCUGUCUCUUUCAGACUCAGGCAUUUCCACCAUCCACCCCUCUUUUUGUUACUACCAGACACCAAUCUGAUGCAGUCCACAUCUUACACAUUCCAAAUCUACCCUUCCCAAAACUAUCCUAAACAUCUGCACAUAUCCUAUUUUCCCCUAUGCCAACUAGGUAUCUAAUUCCCCAUAAGCCACAGUAACUAUUAGCCUACCCCUCAGCCCAGGCAAGGAAGCAUAUAACAUAAUUUCUCAUUUGAAAAGAAAACAUCCACAAGAGCA